This is a messenger RNA of Aphanomyces invadans, 1520 nucleotides long. RefSeq lists its product as hypothetical. Gene Ontology annotation, cellular component: catalytic step 2 spliceosome. The transcript has a single exon. Gene Ontology annotation, molecular function: RNA binding. Gene Ontology annotation, biological process: mRNA cis splicing, via spliceosome. Bases 20 to 751 code for a protein of 243 amino acids. The record is from RefSeq and is a predicted model, not a curated record. Lineage: Eukaryota; Oomycota; Saprolegniomycetes; Saprolegniales; Verrucalvaceae.
GCGAAGAAGAAACGGUGACAUGACGACUGCCGCCCGCCCGACGUGGAAUGCUGCCGUGGGGCAGAAGAAUGAAGGUGGAUGGAACUCUGGUGGUCAAGUGAGCAUGCAAUUCUCGGCCCGCGACUUACCGGCCCACAAGAAGCUCAAGACGCGACAGAUGGGGCAGGGUACUGUCGAGGAACUCGAAGGUCGCGACCUCAAGAGCGAGUUGGCCGAACGCGAACGCCAGUACCAAGCCGAAAAGGACAAGGUCGUCGAUGUCGCACAGCAGAAGAUUCUACGCCUGAAGGAGAACAAACUUCUCCUGUUAAAGGGAGAUGAGUGGGAGGACCGUGCGAAGGAGAUACAGUCCCAGUACGACGAUGCCGAUGACGACACGCGGAAGGAUGACAGUGGCAGCGAUAACGAUUCCGACUCGGACGACGACGACGACUCGGAAGAUGAAGAAGCAGAACUCAUGCGAGAACUGGAGAAGAUCAAGAAGGAACGGGAAGAGGAGCGAUUGAAGAAGGAGGCAGCCGAUCGCGACGCCGAAGAGAGCCUGCGCAAGGAAGAGAUUCUGCUGGGCAACCCCCUGACGUCGCAGCAGAGUAAGAAUCCGACGGGCAGCGCGACGAUCAAGCGCAAGUGGAACGACGACGUCGUGUUCAAGAACCAAACGCGGCACGAACCCGAGACGAAGAAGCGCUUCAUCAACGACACCAUCCGCAACGACUUUCACCGCCGAUUCUUGAAGACGUACAUUCAAUAGAUUGCGUCACGCAUCGUUCAAGUGCAUGCCCAUGCUUUCUACAUCCAAAAGGGGCGAUCCGAACUACCCCUUGACGCAUCCAACGAGCCGAGUGUUUCGAAGUUAGUGGGGACAUUUGUACUGCCGUCACAGUGAUCGGUACACACCGCCAUGCUUUCUACACACGCCAUCGGCAAUGGCUCCUCUCGUACAUCCAGACGCGGUGCAUCUACCACCGAUCGAGAGGCGUCUUGAUGUGUUGGCCGGCGCAUGUGUCGCGCGGUGGUGGGAGCACAUGCCUUUCGUCCGUGCGUGUCUGGUGCAGUUGUCGACCAUGCACAGGCGCUUGGCGGGACCUCUUUGCGACAGAAUUUGGACGAUCGGGGCAAGCAGAGGCAUAUCGAGACUCUUGAAGAACUCGAGCUCGUCGGGCGAGAGAUCGAUCUCGGUCCCCGAUUGAAUCGGUUGGGUGGCUGGGAUGGGGGUGUCGAUCGUGGCGGUCCACGACGCGACCACGGGCUGCACGUCCAUGUCGAAGAUAGAGAGCAGGUCGUCGGCGUUGUUUGGCAGCGCCAGGUCGCCGCCGUCCAGGUACAACAUGUCGUCGGUGACGAUACAGUUGGGGUUAUCGUCGGGGACGGACGACAGUAGGCCGAGCCAGGAAGUGUCCAUGGUGGCGCGGUCGAUGAUCGGCACGUUGUCGAGUGCGCUGGUGGACCGCCAUGAAGGCGCCGGUCGCUCCGAAGGUCGGUGUUCCAGAACAACGCCGACGCACGGCGUCACACAUCCC